Molecule: messenger RNA, 726 nt
Organism: Asparagus officinalis (garden asparagus)
Lineage: Eukaryota; Viridiplantae; Streptophyta; Magnoliopsida; Asparagales; Asparagaceae
Product: eukaryotic translation initiation factor NCBP-like
Exons: 6
Coding region: 1-711 (236 amino acids)
Biological process (GO): translational initiation
Cellular component (GO): eukaryotic translation initiation factor 4F complex; cytoplasm
Molecular function (GO): translation initiation factor activity; RNA 7-methylguanosine cap binding
Source: RefSeq, a predicted model, not a curated record
AUGAGAUGGAUGUUUGAGUUCAGAUGUUAUAUAUCUGUAGAUACUGAUGAACUAUCAGCAUUCAACUGUGAGCGCAAUGUUGAGAAUAAAAACAUACUAGAUAAUGGAGAGAAAUGGUCAGUUGCUUGUGUUCUAAGAGGCACAACUAUGCUGGGAUCCGAUCCCUGGAGAAUCAAUGGAGGCGGCGGCAUCAGCAGAGAAGAAGGAGCUAGAGAACAAAUCGCUUACAAACAUGCAGCGGACGAUCGGGAACGCCAGGAUCGAGAGCUCAAGGCUGGCCUUCAUCCCUUAAAGAAUAAAUUUGUGUUUUGGUAUACACGUCGAACUCCCGGAGUGAGACCGCAAACAUCAUAUGAGGACAACAUAAAGAAAAUUGUAGAAUUCAGUACGGUUGAAGGGUUUUGGGUUUGCUACUGCCAUCUGGCACGUCCUUCAACUUGGCCAAUUCCAACUGAUUUGCAUCUUUUUAAAGAUGGCAUUCGGCCUCUCUGGGAGGACACAGCAAAUUGCAAUGGUGGGAAGUGGAUAAUACGUUUCAAAAAGGUGGUUUCUGGUCGUUUUUGGGAAGAUCUGGUAAGUGAAAGUGGUUUAUCGUUGUUUAUACAUGCACAGAUCAAACAUUUCGACAUUCUAGUUUUUUCUUGUAGUUUUCUUCCAGUUACAUGCAUGGUGUUUAUUCUGGGUCCUUUUUUUGGUAUGGCUCCUGAGUAGUUUGUUCUGUCUUUG